This is a messenger RNA of Salvia splendens (bonfire salvia), 711 nucleotides long. Its product is annotated as epoxide hydrolase A-like. NCBI's taxonomy places the organism in Eukaryota, Viridiplantae, Streptophyta, Magnoliopsida, Lamiales, Lamiaceae. The coding region runs from base 1 to 711 and encodes 236 amino acids. The record is from RefSeq and is a predicted model, not a curated record. Gene Ontology annotation, molecular function: catalytic activity. The transcript is spliced from 3 exons.
AUGCAAGCUUUUUCUUCCUCCAGCAUAAUGCACCUGGUGGGCGACCUGAUCGCGCUGCUGGACGCGGUGGCGCCGAGUGAGGAGAAGGUUUUUGUUGUUGGGUAUGACUGGGGCGCCAUUGUGACUUGGCAUCUCGCUAUGUACAGACCUGAUAGAGUCAUGGCUUUGGUCAAUCUCAGCCUGCCCUUCUCUCCCAGGAAUCCUCAGAUGAAUGCGGUUGAGUUGGGUCGCCAAUUGUAUGGCGAUGAUCUCUAUAUCUACAGGUUUCAGGAACCAGGUUAUAUAGAAGGUGUGUUUGAGGAGGCUGGCACGAAGGAGGUUCUCAAGAACAUUUUUUCGUACCGCAACACUAAUCCAUUUUACUUCCCCAAUGGUCCAACGGAGCAAGAUCUUGACUAUUAUGUUACCAAAUUCAACAAGACUGGCUUCACCGGAGGAGUGAACUACUAUCGUGCAUUAGCCUUGUGGGAACUGAAGGCCCCGUGGUCGGGAGGUGGAGUAACAGUGCCAACGAAGUUUAUCGACGUAGGGGAACUUGACUUUAUCUAUCAUGGUCCCGGGGUCCAAGAUUACAUACACGGAGGCGGGUUCAAGCAAUUCGUGCCAUUGUUGGAGGAUGCGGUCGUGCUUGAAGGGGCUGCUCACUUUAUUGGUGAAGAAAGGCCAGAUGAGAUCAACCAACAUAUAUAUUCUUUUAUCACCCAAUUCUAA